This is a messenger RNA of Ixodes scapularis (black-legged tick), 3076 nucleotides long. Its product is annotated as solute carrier family 41 member 1. Bases 749 to 2281 code for a protein of 510 amino acids. Gene Ontology annotation, cellular component: plasma membrane. Gene Ontology annotation, biological process: monoatomic cation transport. The record is from RefSeq and is a predicted model, not a curated record. Gene Ontology annotation, molecular function: monoatomic cation transmembrane transporter activity. Lineage: Eukaryota; Metazoa; Arthropoda; Arachnida; Ixodida; Ixodidae. The transcript has 12 exons.
GAUCCCUAUAGUCACAAAGCGAUUUCGUGGGCACCUUUCUAUGCGGCCGGCGUUUAACGAAUUGUGUUGCUGCCGGCAGCGCCGCUACCCAUCGAUCUACUGUUGACAGCUGCGCCAGAUGUGAGCCGUGUAGCGAAUGUCUCUUCCCGCCAUGCUGAGCCCGCGUGCACAACAACAAAAGGACGACUGCACACGAGGCUCGGCGCUUCCGGCCGUUAUCGGGCCCGUGCGUAGCUUCCGGCAAUCAGGCGGAUAAGGGCGCCUCGAUAGCGUCAGUGCAGAGGAAGCAGCGAUCUGACGUGCGCUCUUUGUCCCCCGGAGUCUCGCUGGAAAGGGAAGAGCCAACGCUCGAGCUGGACUGCGCUGGGUGGACGAACGUCAAGGCGUCGGAAGAAAGUGAGCAGACGCCGCCUGGUAGAAGCCUUCCCGAAGUCGCGGACACUUUAGGGGACCCACUCCGGAGACGCCCAGCUCUGGCCGACCCCGUGAAGCGAGGGAUGGUCCAAGCCCCGCUGUGCCGCGCCUCGCUGCUCGUGAGCUGCUCCCGAGCCGCCAAGCCCUGGCUCCUGCGGGACCAAAUCCUGAGACAAGGCCUUGCGCUUUAACCUCGCCGAGGACCUCGACGGCUGGUGAAGACCUCGAGGUCGACCUGAAGGAACGUCGCGGUCCGACGUCUAGGAGCUCCCCGAACGACCUGCUCUACAACGCUGGCUGCCAACUUUCCAGCUCAACAGCCCCGGGCUGAAGCAUGCCGCCGCAGAAUGAAAGCUUGGAGCCUGCCAAGACCGGGAGCAGCAUCGUUGACUCCGUCGAGAGCAGCGACGACUUGGUCCAGACAGCCGCGGCAGCAAUGCUGGACCUGAGCGCGGCAGAGCCUGGCCUGGCCACGAUACACGGCGUCCGACGGGGCCUCCCGAAGGACCCCGAGGACCUCCGAUCGUCCAGGGCGGCCAUAUCGGAAAAGCUCGUCCUCCUGGAGAAGGCACCGGAGGCCCUGGACGAGUUCUCGUGCCUGCUAGGCACUCCGCACCAAGAGUCCUGCUACGUGUUCUUGGCUCAGGUGUUCCCGUCCUUCAUGCUUGCCGGAGCCGGCAUGGUGGUGGCGGGACUGCUCUUGGACAUCGUACAGUCGUGGCAAGUCUUCAUCAAGGUGCCUCAGCUCUUCGUCUUGGUGCCUGCACUGCUGGGCCUCAAAGGAAACCUGGAAAUGACUCUGGCCUCGCGGCUCUCGACACAGGCCAACCUAGGAAAAACGGAAUCCAUGGUGGACGUCUUCAGGCUCGCUUGUGGCAACAUGGCUUUGCUUCAAUGCCAGUCCGUGGUGGUUGGCACCCUGGCCUCGUUGUACGCCAUCGCCACUUCCCUGGUGGCGUCCGAGGAUGUGUCAAUGCGGUGCGGAAUUCUCGUCGUGAGCAGCAGCAUCAUCACUGCGUCGUCUGCGAGCCUCCUUCUGGGCGGCAUUAUGAUCAGCGUGGUGGUGUCGUCCAAGUGCUGCCGCCUGAACCCCGACAACGUGUCCAUUCCCAUCGCGGCUGCCCUCGGGGACGUCAUCACCCUGGGACUACUCGCCUUUGUCAGCGCCGCCAUUUUCCAGUUCCUAGACGCCCUUCCAUGGAUUUCCCUUCUGGUGUCUGGGCCGCUGGUGCUCCUGCUGCCUGUCUGGACGUACGUGGCAUACAAGAACCAGGACACCCGAGACGUGCUCUCUUCCGGGUGGUUGCCCAUCAUCUCCGCCAUGCUUAUAUCAAGUUUGAGCGGCAACAUCUUGGAUGUCGCCAUUAAGAAGUUUCCAAACAUGGCAGCUUUUCAGCCGCUCAUGAACGGUCUUGGCGGCAACCUGGCAGCUGUGCAUGCCAGCCGCAUGUCAACUCUCCUGCACCGGCAGAGGACUUACCGGGACAAGUCGGUCCAGGGGGCUGCACUCAACGGAGGCGCGUCCAUCAGCCUCUCUGACAGCACCAUUCUCGGCGCCAGCAGUCGCAGGGGAUUCAUUCUGGCUGCGCUGGUGGUGCCGGGCCACCUGGUGUUCAUGAACCUCGUAUCGCUGGCCAAAAGUGGCACCCCGACUACCAACGUCGGUUUCAUCGUACUCUUCUGCACGGCCGGUCUCGUACAGGUGAUAGCACUGCUGUUCGCCGCACGUGCUAUCGUGGGCGCCCUGUGGCGGCGCAAUUUGGAUCCGGACUCCACGGCCAUUCCUUACGUCACCGCCCUCGGAGAUCUGUUGGGCACGGCUCUGCUGGCCCUUGUAUGCUGGGUCCUGCUGGGAACCGUCGGCUGAGGUCCCCGGAGAUUGGCGUACGCCGCUGGUCCACGAUGCAGUUGACUGUGGAGGGCCCCGAAACAAACAAAAUAUAUUCCCAGUCACGCGUGGCACGUUCACGUGAUAGGCCGCUCUCUCUGCCUCUAGUCGAUUUUCUGCGGUCAUCUAUGUACGAUUUCACGACAGCUGGGUCGAAUCAGGCUCGAAAUAUUUGAAUUAUAUGCUGAACCAACAGCAAAAAUUUGACAGCAGAUGGUCACGUAACUAAUAGACCUAUUGCUAUAUUACCCAAGCAUCAAGGAGAAUGCAGGGAUUGGUGUUCCACGCGCCACACGUGCUGGCCUCAGCAGAAGUAAACUUUCUAAAGCAAAUGCCUAAAACAAAUUGUAUCUUGCACGCGCGUUCUUCGACGCUUUAUUUUGGGUAUUUACUUCGAAUCUUUUAUACGGGGAAGGCGUGCGCGUGUGACGCGUGGAACACCUAUCCCUGCAUUCUCCUUGAUGCUUGGAUAAUAUAGCAAAUGGUUUAUUGCUUGUGAUCUCUUCAAUGCAAUUUUACUUGCAUACAGCUCUUGGUUUUGAAGACGUUUCAACCCUGCGUUUUGAACCUACUGCUAGAUUGUUUUAUGACCUCUUUCAUAAGAGAAACAACACAUUUUAAUUUAAAUUGGCGAAACUUUUAAACGAACAGAAUGUGUAACUGCGUUGUUCUACGUUUGUUCUGUGUAUAUUAGCGAUGUGCAAAAAAAUACAAAAAAAACACACGAACAACUUGUGAAAAUGUGAUUGCGAAUAAUAAAGAUUAAAAAUGGUA